ACUGGAGCUUCGACCGGUGGUUCGACAGUUCGAGAAAGGUCCAGAGGCGGCUUUAGUCUGAAGCUCUCAUGAUAUUUCAGAAUCAUCCGGGGUCUGAUGGAUUAUAUUUCUCUUCUUUCCUAAAACAACCUUUCUUCUUUAUUUCUUCUUUAUUUCAAGUGAAAUAUUUUGUGACUUUUCUUAAUUUCUUCUAACUAUAAUCCAUAGAUACCAAUUGUUAUAAUAUUGACACGAUACUUACUUCCAUCUUCUCAUCAUGUUGGCGAGAAGUCAACUUCUCAGAUCUUCGAGACGAGUUGCAGAUGCUUCGUCGAGAAGACUUACUCGACUUAGUGUAACCCCUUCGCAAUUAUCAACAGCUGCGCUCAUUACCACAGCAAAAAGAUUAUCCAAUGUCACCUUACCAGCUCCCACACACCGAACAUAUGCAAAUGGCCGGCCUCAUCCCCCGGGUGGUACCCAUCGAAUGAACAUGGGCGGCGAGCCCGAGAAGCCGGCUUUGGAGCAAUAUGGAAUAGACCUUACAGCGAAGGCGAGAGAUGGAAAGUUAGACCCCGUUAUUGGCAGGGACGCCGAAAUACAACGUACCAUUCAGGUUCUGUCGCGACGAACGAAGAACAACCCGGUCUUGAUCGGAAACGCGGGAACAGGAAAGACAGCUAUCCUGGAGGGCCUGUCGCUGCGGAUAGUACGGGGCGACGUCCCAGAGAGCAUAAAGAAUAAAAGAGUUAUUGCGUUGGAUCUGGGAUCACUCAUCGCCGGUGCCAAGUUUCGCGGUGACUUCGAAGAGCGUUUAAAGAAGGUUCUAAGCGAGGUUCAGCAAGCGCAAGGCGAAGUUAUCCUGUUUAUCGAUGAGUUGCACACUCUCCUCGGUCUCGGAAAGGCUGAGGGUUCCAUUGACGCCUCAAAUCUGCUUAAGCCAGCUCUGUCCAGAGGAGAAUUACAAUGUUGCGGUGCGACCACCUUAACCGAGUACCGACAAAUCGAGAAAGACGUUGCCCUGGCUAGGCGUUUCCAGCCCAUUUUAGUAAAUGAACCUACUGUGGAGGACACUAUCAGCAUCUUACGAGGUAUCAAAGACAAAUAUGAAGUCCACCACGGUGUCCGAAUUACGGACGGUGCGCUCGUGGCGGCUGCGACGUAUUCAAACCGAUACAUUACCGAUCGUUUCUUACCCGACAAGGCCAUCGAUCUGAUGGAUGAAGCGGCAAGUUCGCUACGUUUGCAGCAAGAGAGCAAACCCGAAGACAUCAUGCGACUUGACCAGAAGAUCAUGACAAUUCAGAUCGAGCUGGAAAGUCUACGGAAAGAAAAAGACGUGGCAAGUCGUGAACGGCGCGAGAAGCUAGAGGAGGACCUCAAGAAGCUGCAGGAGCAAGAGAAGAGCUUAACUGAGAGGUGGGAAAAGGAGAGAAGCGAGCUUGAAGCUAUCAAGAAAGUUCAAGAGGAGCUAGACAAGGCCCGCGUUGAGCUUGAACAAGCGCAAAGAUCGGGAAACUUCGCUCGGGCCUCUGAAUUGCGUUUCGGUGUCAUCCCGAAAUUAGAGCAGGAACUACCUCAGGACGGCGAGGCACAGCCCGAAGCGCAAGGCCCCGAUACUUUGAUUCACGACUCGGUGACGGCCGACGAUAUCGCAAAUGUCGUCUCGAGGAUAACUGGGAUCCCCGUCUCCAAGUUGACCUCGGGACACAUCGAGAAGCUGAUACACAUGGAAGACAUCCUCCGCGAAUCCGUUCGCGGCCAAGACGAAGCUCUCGAGGCCGUCGCAGACGCCGUGCGCAUGCAGCGUGCCGGUCUAAGCGGCGAGAACCGUCCUCUUGCGUCGUUCUUCUUCCUCGGUCCCACCGGCGUCGGUAAAACCGAGCUGUGCAAGAAACUCGCCGGCUUCCUAUUCUCGACCGAAACCGCCGUGGUCCGGUUCGACAUGAGCGAGUUCCAGGAGAAACACACGAUAUCGCGACUGAUCGGCGCGCCCUCGGGCUACGUCGGGUACGAGGACGCCGGCCAGCUAACCGAAGCCGUGCGCCGGAAGCCGUACGCGGUGCUGCUCUUCGACGAGUUCGAGAAGGCGCACCGCGACAUCUCGGCGCUGCUCCUCCAGGUGCUCGACGAGGGGUACCUGACGGACGCGCAGGGCCACAAGGUGGACUUCCGCAACACCAUCAUCGUGCUGACGUCGAACCUAGGCGCGGACAUCCUAGUCGGCGCCGACCCGCUCCACCCGUACUCGGAGACGCCCGACGGCGAGAUCAGCCCGGACGUGCGCAUGGCGGUGCUCGACGUGGUGGCCGCGAGCUACCCGCCCGAGUUCCUCAACCGCAUCGACUCCUUCAUCGUCUUCAAGCGGCUGACGGUGGACGCGCUGCGCGACAUCGUCGACAUCCGGCUGCGCGAGCUGCGCGGGCGCCUCGACGACCGCCGCAUCGCGCUCGAGGUCCCCGACGACGUGCGCGGCUGGCUCGCCGAGCGCGGGUAUGACCCCAAGUUCGGCGCCAGGCCCCUGAACCGCCUCAUCGCCACCAAGAUCAGCAACCGGCUCGCCGACAAGAUCAUCCGCGGCGAGCUCAAGAGGGGCGACACCGCGGCCGUGCGCGUCACGGACGACGGUUCCGAGUUGGAGGUGUAUGUCGUGCCGACGGCUGGGUCGGAGGAGCGGAAAAAGGAGUAGGAGAUGAAUGAGCAAGUGCUUUGUGUGUGUGAGUGUGAUUUUUCAGACCUCAUGGUGAUUGGUGGUGGACUUGUGAAAAGAAAAGUACUUGAUUUUAUGGCGUUGGUGGGGAAAAGGGGAAUGAAUGCAUGGAAUGAGAUGAGAUGGGAUGGGAUGGGACUCUUGGGAUGUGGAAUGUUCAUGUGAAAUGGUUCUUGUAUUAUAUUAUAUUAUACGUGUUUACGUACAUACGUCGCUGGUCUCGUACCUAUAUUAUAUUAUAUUGUAUACAUAAAAAUACUAAUCUGUCUAUGUUGAUAUUCCACUCGGAUCAGACCCUGUCCCUCUGUACGGUCCUAUUAUUAUAGUCAUAUGGUGGUUACUUUGGGUACUUGAAUUCUACUUUAAUGCAACAACGUCUACCUGAAAUAUAAUAAUAUACCU
Daldinia caldariorum is the source of this 3091-nucleotide messenger RNA. Its product is annotated as P-loop containing nucleoside triphosphate hydrolase protein. Lineage: Eukaryota; Fungi; Ascomycota; Sordariomycetes; Xylariales; Hypoxylaceae. Gene Ontology annotation, cellular component: cytoplasm; mitochondrial matrix. The record is from RefSeq and is a predicted model, not a curated record. Gene Ontology annotation, biological process: cellular response to heat. The transcript has a single exon. Bases 257 to 2668 code for a protein of 803 amino acids. Gene Ontology annotation, molecular function: ATP hydrolysis activity; ATP binding.